Messenger RNA from Homarus americanus (American lobster), 3380 nucleotides. Its product is annotated as WD repeat-containing protein 3-like. NCBI's taxonomy places the organism in Eukaryota, Metazoa, Arthropoda, Malacostraca, Decapoda, Nephropidae. The transcript is spliced from 19 exons. Gene Ontology annotation, cellular component: small-subunit processome; Pwp2p-containing subcomplex of 90S preribosome. Gene Ontology annotation, molecular function: protein binding; snoRNA binding. The record is from RefSeq and is a predicted model, not a curated record. Gene Ontology annotation, biological process: maturation of SSU-rRNA. Bases 224 to 3124 code for a protein of 966 amino acids.
AAGGUGACUGAGGACUGUAAACACCAGCACGUGGACCUGUGACCCGGGGGGAGCUGAUCACCUCACCUGUCUGUUGGCAUUUGGUAACAAGCCGAACUGUGCCUGUGAAAUGGAUACAUUAGAGAGAAAAAAUAUAUACAUAUGUAUACAUUUUAACUAAAUCUGUGCUACGUUAUCCGACGACAGGUAGACUAAACUUCAAGGUGAAACAUUUUUUAUCAUCAUGGGUUUAACAACUCAGUACCUACGAUAUGUGCCUGGCUCGGUGUUUGGAUUGGUUGGUUCUAGCAGAUGUGUUCGGUUUGUGACCAGGUUUAGUCAGACUGCCAAGUAUGUUGCUGUUCCUGCUUGUCAACAUGUCCUCAUAUGGGAUACCAGAAGAGCUAUAAAGGUUUUAACUUUGGAUGCUGGAGUGUGUGCAAGUGUGACAGUGGUGGAACCCCGUCCACCUUCCUCUGGAUCCUUAGACAACACACAUAUUGCUGUGGGUUACUCUGAUGGAUCUGUUGCUGUGUUUGACCUAAGGGUUGGCCAGCCACUGAAGUUUAAUGGGCAUCGUAGUGCAGUGUCAGCCUUGUCGUGGGAUCCACAGGGUAUGAGAGUGGCUUCUGGCAGUAAUGAUGGUGAAAUUGUCAUCUGGGAUGUGGUUUCUGAACGUGGAAUGGUUCGUUUGAAGGGGCACAAAGGAAAGAUAACCCGGCUUCGUUUCCUUCUGAACCAUAAUGUAAUUGUGUCAUCAUGUCGGGAUUCAUUCAUCAAGUUUUGGGAUGUAGACGUCAAUCAUUGUUUUAGAACUCUCACAGGUCAUCGUGCUGAGGUAUGGGACUUUGUGCUGCUGAAGAAUGAUACAAGACUAGUAUCGGGGAGCAGUGAUGCAGAACUUCGGGUGUGGUCCCUGCGGUUCACUGAUACAGACAAUAAAGUUAAAAAGGACAGAGAUGAAGAGAAAAUAGAUGAGCCUCCAAAUAAGAUGUUUCAUAUUGACACUGAAGGGACUCAUGCUGCCUCAGGUGUAGAUCAGGAUGACCAAAUAGAUGAUGAUGAUGCUAGUAUUUUGGAAAUUGUAAAAUUAGGCAGUGUACUUCGCUCUCGAGGAGACCGAGUGUGUGGCUUACUCACUGAUGGUCGUGUGGUGGCUUGUCAUGGCAAGACUCCAGUUGUGGACCUUUUUAUUAUUUUAACAGAAGAAGAAGUAGAAGCAAAAGUUUCAAAAAGAUUAAAAAAAGCAAGAAAAAGAGCAAGAGAGUCUGGCAGUGCUGUUAUAGGAAGUGAAACAACACAACUUACUGAUGAAAUUAAGAAACUACCAACACUGAGAGCAGCUAAUAAGUUGCUAGGUCUGGAUAUACUAUCUGAGAGAUUGGGGACCAUAAAGAUGGUAACACUUCAUAUAGAUAAUACUCUGGCAGUAUAUGAAUCCUAUCUUGAUGCUAAAGAAGAUAAAGGCCAAACACUGGAUAAGAAUAAAGGGACUUCAAAUAUUAUUCAACAUAAACAGCUGAGUCUAUUAGAUCGUCCAGGUCACAGGACAGAAGUGAGGGCUGUAGCAUUCAACUCUCUCAGUGAUCAACUUGUUACUGCGAGUGCUGAUUCCCUAAAAGUGUGGCAUAGAGGAGACACACAAGCUAUAACUACGGUCCUCUGUGACUAUGCUGUCUCACUCAUUGUUGUACCUGGUGACCGUCAUGCCCUGAUUGGUACACGAUCAGGUCGGCUUCAGCUGUUUGAUCUAGGAUCGUCUGCACAGCUGGAGGACAUAAUGGCCCAUGAGCCCAAUGAGAUGGACACAGACACAGGCGUGUGGUCAGUUGCACUCACUCAUGAUGGGCGUGGCUUUGUGACUGGUGGCAGUGAUAAAAUGGUCAAGUUCUGGAAAUUUGAACUGGUUCGUGAUGAUGGUGAAGGUCAAGGGAAAAGACUGAGCUUUGUGCAGGACAGUAGGGCUCUCAAGGUUGCUGACCAAGUUACCUGUGUUAGAUGUUCAAGCAAUGGAAGGUUUCUGGCAGUGGCAACCUUGGACUUGAAAGAAACCCUUUACUUCUCAGAUACUUUAAAGCUGUGUCAUGAGCUGUAUGGGAAGGCUCUUCCUGCCACCUGCAUGGAUUUCUCCACAGAUGGGACUAUGAUAGUGACUGGGAGUAAAGACACAAGCCUCCGUAUAUAUGGAACAGAUUUUGGCGACCAAAGAAGAUUGUUAAAGAAUGCCCAUCAAGGAGGAGUGACUGAUCUUCGAUUCAUACCGAAAACCCACAUGUUUUUCUCUUGUGGUCAGGAUGGCUCAGUGAAGCAGUGGGAUGCUGAUAACUUCCAGAGGAUUGUUACCCUUGAGGGUCACACUGGCAUUGUCAGGUGUUUAGCUGUGUGUCCAAAAGGUGCCUGGGUGGCAACUGGUGGACAGGAUCGUUCAAUACGGUUAUGGGAGCGCACACAAGAGCCUUUGGUAUUAGAAGAGGAGCGUGAGGAAGAACGCCAGAAGGAAGAGGAAAAAGGAGGGGGAACAACUGCCACUCAGAGGCCUGUGGUGCCUGGAGAAGAAGGAGCACAGGCUGUUAGACCAUCCAUGACCAGCCAUCACACAGAACAGGCUGCUGAUAUGAUCCUGGAGGCUCUGAUGAUCUAUCGGGAGCAAAUUGAGGCAGGAUCUUUAGCUGUACCUCACCAACUGAUGACUUAUGUGUAUCACACUUCUGAUCCUCUCAAGUUUGUCCUAGAGGUACUCAGGAAGGUGAAAUCAAGUGAACUUGAAGAAGCUGUAAUUUUGCUUCCAUUGGACCGUAUUCUAGAAUUAUUGGUGGUGAUCAAAGGACUAUUAGAACAUGAUUGGGAUGUUGAACUGGCAAGUAGAAUCUUGGUAUUAGCAGUGAGGAUAAACCUUCCCCAGUUACUGGCAUCUGCUAAAGCUGCUCCCAUCAUCCAUGCCCUGGCAUAUCUCUUACCUAAAAAGACUCUCCAGCUACAGGAUAUGGUAGGAUUCAAUCUUGCUGGUUUACGUCAUAUGAAGGAUCGAAUAGAGCAACGGUCUGAGACACAGCUCUUUGCUGAAGCCUCACAGAAAGUUAAGGAGGCUCGCCGCAAGAGAAAAAAGAAGGAACGAGCAGUUAAGAGGGUGCUGAUGACUAUAUAGUGGUAUAGAUGUUGUAGGAUAGUGUAUGUACCACUGAAGAAAUCAGAUCUAAUUCUGAAUGGCAUUAAACUUGCUUUUACAAACUUUCUGUGUGUGUUUGUAACACUAUGGAUGAAUAUCUUCAUCUUCAUGAAAGACUAAUGGCUGCAAACUUUUCCUUGCUGUUGGUCAUUUCACUCUUGUUCUUAUAACCUAAUGUUAUUAAUUUAGCCACUAAUUUUUUAAUGGGCCAAUAAAAUGAAUUGGACAAUCAGUA